UUCCUCGGGGCAGGGGGGACGAAGUUGCACGGUUUGGGUGCGUGUAACGUGCGUGUGUGUGCGUGUGUGUCCCCCCCCCCGCCGCCUUCCUCCUCCUCCUCCUCCUCUUCCUCCCCGCUUUGUUCCCGGGAGGAUGCGGAGCGCUUAAGCCCCGGCCGAGGCGGUGGGGCCGCAGCGGGGGCAGGGGCAGCCCUCCGCCGGAAAACUCCUGCGCCGCCCCUCUUCUUCUUCCUCCUCCUCCUCCUUCUUCCUCCUCCUCCUCCUCCUCCUCCGCAGAGCCCCGGCGCGGAGCGAUGCUUCCCCGGGCGGCGGGCGGCGAUGGAGCGGGGCGGUAGCGGGGGGCGGCGGUGCCGAGCGGCCGCCCGCUGCCCCUGAGAGGCGGUGAGGAGGAGGAGGAAGAAGAAGGAGGGAGGAAGGCCCGGGGUGUGCGAGGGGACCGCGGCCAUGGAGGAGUGGCGGCAGUGCGGGCGCUGGCUCAUCGACUGCAAAGUUUUGCCCCCCAACCACCGGGUGGUCUGGCCCUCGGCGGUGGUCUUCGACCUGGCGCAGGCGUUGCGGGACGGGGUGCUGCUCUGCCAGCUGCUCCACAACCUCUCCCCCGGCUCCAUCGACCUCAAGGACAUCAACUUCAGGCCCCAGAUGUCCCAGUUUCUCUGUCUGAAGAACAUCCGAACCUUCCUAAAAGUGUGUCACGACAAAUUUGGGUUAAGGAACAGCGAUCUCUUUGAUCCCUUCGACCUCUUUGACGUACGGGAUUUUGGAAAGGUGAUCUCCGCAGUAUCCAGACUCUCCUUCCACAGUAUUGCUCAAACCAAAGGAAUUAGGCCCUUCCCGUCGGAGGAGACCACGGAAAACGAUGACGACGUGUAUCGGAGCUUGGAGGAGCUGGCAGACGAACAUGAUCUGGGGGAGGAUAUUUACGACUGCGUCCCCUGUGAAGAUGAAGGCGAUGAUAUCUACGAAGAUAUCAUCCGAGUGGAAGUUCAGCAGCCCAUGAUUAGAUAUAUGCAGAAAAUGGGAAUGACAGAAGAUGACAAAAGAAAUUGCUGUUUGCUAGAAAUCCAAGAAACUGAGGCCAAAUACUACAAAACACUUGAAGAUAUAGAGAAGAACUAUAUGAACCCUCUGAGGCUGGUACUGACUCCCCAAGACAUGGAAGCUAUUUUUAUCAAUUUGGAGGACCUAAUUAAAGUGCACUUCAGUUUCCUGAGAGCCAUCGACGUCUCUAUGAUGUCUGGAGGAAGCAGCCUGGCAAAAGUGUUUCUGGAAUUCAAAGAGAGGCUGCUGAUUUACGGCAAGUACUGCAGCCACAUGGAGUACGCCCAGAACACGCUCAACCACCUCCUGGCCAACAGGGAGGACGUCAGGCAGAAGGUGGAGGAGUGCACACUAAAGGUUCAGGACGGGAAAUUUAAAUUGCAAGAUCUGCUGGUGGUUCCAAUGCAAAGAGUUUUGAAAUAUCAUCUCCUGUUAAAAGAGCUGCUCAGCCAUUCAUCGGACCGACCGGAGAAGCAGCAGCUGAAGGAGGCUCUGGAGGCGAUGCAGGACUUGGCCAUGUACAUAAACGAAGUGAAGAGGGACAAAGAGACUUUAAAGAAAAUAAGUGAAUUUCAGAGCUCUAUAGAAAACCUGCAAGUGAAGCUGGAGGAGUUCGGGAGGCCGAAGAUCGACGGUGAGCUGAAGGUCCGCUCCAUCGUCAACCACACCAAGCAGGACAGGUAUUUAUUUUUGUUUGAUAAAGUGGUGAUCGUCUGCAAAAGGAAAGGAUACAAUUACGAGCUGAAAGAAAUUAUUGAGCUGCUCUUCCACAAGAUGACUGAUGACCCUAUGAACAACAAGGACAUUAAGAAGUCCCAUGGAAAAAUGUGGUCAUAUGGCUUCUACCUAAUUCACCUUCAGGGGAAGCAGGGCUUCCAGUUCUUCUGCAAGACGGAGGAAAUGAAGAGGAAGUGGAUGGAGCAGUUUGAAAUGGCAAUGUCCAACAUAAAGCCAGAGAAAGCCAAUGCAAAUCACCAUAACUUCCAGAUGUACACAUUUGAGAAGACGACCAACUGCAAAGCCUGCAGGAUGUUCCUAAGAGGAACCUUCUACCAGGGCUAUCUUUGCCCCAAAUGUGGAGCGGGUGCUCACAAGGAGUGCUUGGAGAUCAUUCCUCCCUGCAAGAUCGGUUCUUCAGCAGACCAGGAUUCCCUGGGUGCUGGACCCGGUCCUAAAAUGGUGGCGGUUCAGAAUUACCACGGAAACCCAGCUCCCCCCGGGAAGCCAGUGCUGACGUUUCAAAUUGGGGACGUGAUCGAGCUGCUGAGGGGGGACCCCGACUCGCCGUGGUGGGAGGGGCGGCUGCUGCAGACGAAGAAGUCGGGUUAUUUUCCCAGCUCGUCGGUAAAGCCCUGCCCCGUUGAUGCCAGGCCUCCCAACAGCCGGCCACCCUCGCGGGAGAUAGACUACACGGCGUACCCGUGGUUUGCAGGGAACAUGGAGCGGCAGCAGACGGACAACCUCCUAAAGUCUCAUGUCAGUGGCACCUACCUGAUCCGGGAGCGACCAGCUGAGGCCGAGCGCUUCGCCAUCAGUAUUAAGUUCAACGAGGAGGUGAAGCACAUCAAGGUGGUGGAGAAGGACAACUGGAUUCACAUCACGGAAGCCAAGAAGUUUGAAAGCUUGCUGGAGCUGGUUGAGUACUACCAGAGCCACUCACUGAAGGAGAGCUUCAAGCAGCUGGACACGACGCUGAAAUACCCCUAUAAAUCUCGGGAGCGCUCUACCUCCAGGACCUUCACCCGUUCUCCAGCCUCCUGCGCUUCCUACAACUUUUCUUUUCUCAGUCCUCAGGGCCUCAACUUUUCUUCUCAGAGCUCCUCCAGUCCCUUCUGGUCAGUGUUCACCCCACGGGUCAUAGGGACGGCGGUGGCACGAUACAACUUCGCGGCGCGGGACAUGCGGGAGCUCUCGCUGCGGGAGGGCGACGUGGUGAAGAUCUACAGCAGGAUUGGCGGGGACCAGGGAUGGUGGAAGGGGGAGACCAACGGAAGAGUCGGCUGGUUUCCCUCGACGUACGUGGAAGAGGAAGGAGUGCAAUGACUGUGGGGAUGGCCCAUGGAAAGUCGUCGAGCGCCCAGAGCCAGCCGCUGCAGGCCGUGCACGCUUGUCCCGGUGCCCGUGGCUCCCCGAGAAGGAGGGGACGUGGCCGGACGCCUCCAGGACGGCUCUCGCAGACUCUUUAGCAACCCGUUCCUCUGUACAGUCUGUGCGCGCGCGUCAGGGCCGCCCCCGGCCUGGCUCCUCUCCCUGUAUAGAAGAUUGAUGGUCUGUGGGAUACCGAUGGUGUAGCAGCCCCAGAAGAGUCCCGGGAAGGCCGCGCUCUCCUGCAUGGACAGAGCUGAGAGACUCUGUGCGGCGCCCACCCGGAGCAUGGGGUCCAAAACCCUUUUCAGUAAAGGUGUUUUAAAAGCCA
Calidris pugnax (ruff) is the source of this 3454-nucleotide messenger RNA. RefSeq names its product vav guanine nucleotide exchange factor 2 (gene VAV2). Gene Ontology annotation, molecular function: protein binding; guanyl-nucleotide exchange factor activity. Gene Ontology annotation, biological process: intracellular signal transduction; cell migration; regulation of GTPase activity. The transcript has 30 exons. Bases 445 to 3081 code for a protein of 878 amino acids. The record is from RefSeq and is a predicted model, not a curated record. Lineage: Eukaryota; Metazoa; Chordata; Aves; Charadriiformes; Scolopacidae. Gene Ontology annotation, cellular component: cytoplasm.